AUUAUUUUUAUUUUUUGGGGCGACAUCAAAAAUAAAAUCCUGAGAACAAAGUUUGCCGUUUAAACAGUAUCAAAAAUACAUGGUACAACUUUGUAACAAAAUUCCUCAGUAAAAACAUUCCGGCAGCAAGCAACACGUUGUGUGUUCAUUAACAGAUAACCAAUUUGCAGCAAACAAAAAAAAACAAUUUAAGCGGACAUAUAACAAAUUUGCGCUCGCCGCCGGUUAAGUGUUUUUGUUGCUUGGAGCUUUUCUUUUUCGUGUACGGUGAUCUUCGAUUGCUAAAUUUCCACGUGCAGACACCCAUUACCAGAAGCUCGCUAUUUACUGCCACACAGAAGAUAAUAUCGAUCUGGCCAGUCAGUCAGUUACCGUAAUAUAGUCGUGCUGCUCUCAUUGGACAAGUGUUGGGCAAUAUCGACACACACACGCACACACGUUCCACAACACCGAAACAUACAUGCACACAUCUCUGUCGCACUCAGGCACAUACAAUCGUUAUACGGUCUCGGUCCGCUAAUAUCGUCAUCAUCAUCGUGUCGGUCUCUCUCACAUCCGCUCUGCAACAGAAAAAAAUUGAAUAUCGCAGCCGUAGUUGUCGUCGGGGCGCCGUUCUACUCGCAGUGCUGCAAUAUUUUCUAGACUGUAACUCGGACAAAAAGCUGAGAGCCAGAGAAAAAAUAAAAUAAAAUAGCCAGAACACACAGAGAAAAGUACAUAAAAAAAUAACUAAAGCCAGCCUAUCGCAGCUUUUGUGUUUCGUUUGGUUUUGCUAAAAAUAUAUAAAAGCAUUUUUCACUCUAGUUAAAACAAUCAAUUUUCUCAUUUCGUGUGCAAAUCGACAAAAAAAAAAGAACAAAAGCAAAAAUCGAGAAAGGAGAGAGAAACCUACAACACUAAUACCCACACACACUCACACAAACACACACACACAAGAAAAUCAAAUUUCAAUCAGAAAAUGGCGUUAAAAAGAAUCAAUAAGGAACUGCAAGAUCUGGGCAGAGAUCCACCUGCACAAUGUUCAGCUGGACCAGUUGGAGAUGAUUUAUUUCACUGGCAAGCUACAAUAAUGGGCCCGCCGGACAGCCCUUACCAAGGAGGUGUAUUUUUCUUAACUAUACAUUUCCCAACAGACUAUCCCUUUAAGCCGCCAAAAGUGGCCUUUACAACACGCAUAUACCAUCCAAACAUUAACAGCAAUGGAUCGAUUUGCCUCGAUAUAUUAAGAUCUCAGUGGUCGCCAGCAUUAACUAUUUCAAAAGUCUUAUUAUCAAUUUGCUCUCUACUCUGUGAUCCCAAUCCAGAUGAUCCGCUUGUUCCAGAGAUUGCCAGAAUAUAUAAGACCGAUCGGGAAAAAUAUAAUGAGCUGGCACGGGAAUGGACUAGAAAGUAUGCUAUGUGAUGCGUUCCAGAUUGCAGCAACAACAACAAAAAAAUAAACAACAACA
Molecule: messenger RNA, 1448 nt
Organism: Drosophila grimshawi
Lineage: Eukaryota; Metazoa; Arthropoda; Insecta; Diptera; Drosophilidae
Gene: eff
Product: ubiquitin-conjugating enzyme E2-17 kDa
Exons: 6
Coding region: 959-1402 (147 amino acids)
Biological process (GO): protein polyubiquitination; ubiquitin-dependent protein catabolic process
Cellular component (GO): nucleus
Molecular function (GO): ubiquitin conjugating enzyme activity
Source: RefSeq, a predicted model, not a curated record